Seminavis robusta is the source of this 1548-nucleotide messenger RNA. The record is from the annotation of a GenBank genome assembly. NCBI's taxonomy places the organism in Eukaryota, Bacillariophyta, Bacillariophyceae, Naviculales, Naviculaceae.
AUGUCGACAUUGGCUCCUGCAGCUGCCAUGGUGGAAGACCAAUCUGAUCAGAAGGAAAGAGCAAAGGACAAAGUGGCUUGUUUAUUGGGGAGCGGGCAUGCUGAGGAAGAGGAGGGAUGCCAUGGCGUGUUCUCCAUAGUGAAUCCAUUGGAGGACAUCCAGGCACUUCCCGCGUCUCGCCUGCCACAGUUCGGCGUCCCUGGAGCCCAUGCUGUACGUGGUCCCUACCGGUAUGCUGUAACUGGUCCUGGACGCUCGGUAAGUAGUGAGAAUCCUCAAGCUCAGCACCACGAAGACCAACUACAGGUGAGCAGUGCACAAUUGGUUGUUGAAACAGACGAAGAGAACGGAAUCAUGGAGCACAGCUCCAGCAAUGGUGAUGCUCCCACUGAAGUGAUCGAGGGAAAGCUCAUGGAACGCCAAGAGACACACUGCAGAUUCAUUGGAUGGCUCCUAGUAUUUGGGUGCGUCCUGGUCCUGGUAGUACUGCUCAUAUUCCUGAUCCCAGUGUUUAUGGGUGAAGAGGGCUCUGCGGACAUGGAGCCAGUGAUAAUGGGCACGUCCAAUCCAACCCAAGAGCCCCAUCGUCAACCUGCUUUGGAUAUUGAACUGCCAGAGGUGGCAAGAAGAGGCAUUGAAGAAGAUGCCGAGAGUCCUUUUUUUAAAGCCGCCCAGUGGCUUCUCCAUGACCCAAAUUACCAUUUGUACUCUCAAGAACAGAAAAGGCAGCGGUUUUACCUUUCCAUGCUUUACUAUGCUACCAAUGGAGCUUCUUGGACCAACAACUCCAAUUGGCUCAGCUAUGAAACAUCUGAAUGUCUUUGGUUUGCAAGAAGCAGUUUCCCAGCUGAUAGCCCCUAUUAUGAACCCAACAUAUGUCAGAAUGGCACUGUGAUCAACUUGAGCUUGGCGUCAAACAACUUGACUGGUGAUUUCCCCCUUUGGUACACCUCGUUUCUCCCCAAACUGAAGAUCCUUGAUUUUGGCCAAAAUAGGAUUGCUGGACAGCUUCCAACAAUGACAAGCAUUUCAAGCCUGGAGGUUGUUAUCAUGUCAAACAACCCUUUGACAGGUGCACCUUCCAUCAGCAGUGGCGCCAUGUUUGACAAUUUGAGAGUGCUCAAGGUAGAUGGAACAUUCAUUCGCGGGAACAAUGGAGGCGCACUCCCAUACAUUACCCCCAAAUUGGAGGUUUUCAAUUGCACAGCCCAGCCCAAUGAUGGUCUGAUGUGGUCCAGCAUUGGAGUUCUCACAAACUUGCAGUAUCUGGGGUGGGGACACAGAGUUGGAAACCAUGGCUCGAUUCCCACUGAGCUAGGUCGUGCAACCUCUCUAACAGAGAUUGAUAUUUCAAGCAUGACCAAGCUCGAGGGAAGCAUCCCCUCCGAAUUGGGGCUGCUCACUCACUUGGCCAAACUAGACAUCUCAGACACCCCUAUCACAGGAGCGGUACCUGCCGAGUUGUGUCAUAGAAUUGAGGACGGGUUGCUGGAGCUCUCAGUGGACUGUGGAGAUAUGUUGCAGUGUUGCCCAUCCUCCGAAGUAUAG